AUGACAUCGGUAGACAUUGACGCACUGCCAGCACAGUUCAAGCAAGCCGUCGAGGCGAUUCGCGCUGCGGUUCCGGCUGAGCUGGCUAACCCCAAGUGGGGUAUCAUCUGCGGCUCUGGGCUGUCCGGGCUGGCUUCAUCGCUGGAAUCCGCGGUGCAUGUGCCGUACACCUCGAUCCCGGGAUUCGCAGAGAGCACGGUUGAGGGCCACAAGUCGUCGCUGGCGUUCGGGUACAUUUCUUCCUCGUCCUCCGGUGGGGCUCGCGUGCCUGUGGUGGCAUGCCUUGGGCGCUUCCACACGUACGAAGGGCAUACGGCGGCGAGCUGUGUGUUCCCCACACGCGUCAUGAAGCUGCUGGGCAUCUCGGCGCUCAUUGUGACCAACGCUGCCGGAGGGUUGAACGACUCGUUUGAGGUGGGGACCAUCAUGGCGAUUCACGACCAUCUGUCGCUGCCGACGCUGACCAGCAUGAACCCUCUCAUCGGCGCCAACCUGUCCGCACUCGGCCCGCGCUUCCCGCCGCUCUCGAAUGCGUACGACUUGGAGCUUCGCCUCGCGCUCUACCGCGCCGCCCAGAAGCUCGGCCUGUCGGACUCCCUCGCGAGCGGCACAUAUGCCUAUGUGCUGGGCCCCUCGUACGAGUCCCGUGCCGACGCCCGCUUCCUCAAGACCGUAGGCGCAGACGCCGUCGGCAUGAGCACCGUCCCCGAAGCCAUCGCCGCCGCCCACGCCGGACUCAAAGUUCUCGCCAUCUCCCUCAUCACCAACAAGGUCGUCCUCAAACCCUACUUCGACUUCAAAGCCGCCCUCGCCGCCGAGGCCCAAGGCGGCGAAAAGGUCGAGGCACUCGUCCAAACCACGCUCAACCAGGAUUCCGCCGAGGCCGCCAACCACGAGGAAGUGCUCGAAGCCGGCGCAGCUAGAGCUCAGGACAUGAAGGCCCUCGUCGCCGAGAUCAUCUGCUCCACAAACGUUUAG
This is a messenger RNA of Sporisorium graminicola, 978 nucleotides long. RefSeq lists its product as uncharacterized. The coding region runs from base 1 to 978 and encodes 325 amino acids. The transcript is spliced from 2 exons. Gene Ontology annotation, molecular function: purine-nucleoside phosphorylase activity. Gene Ontology annotation, cellular component: cytoplasm. Gene Ontology annotation, biological process: nucleoside metabolic process. Lineage: Eukaryota; Fungi; Basidiomycota; Ustilaginomycetes; Ustilaginales; Ustilaginaceae. The record is from RefSeq and is a predicted model, not a curated record.